AUGAUCGCCAAGCUGGGCGGCAUCAACGACACGCUAGUCGGCCGGUACGUCCGUGUGAUUGUCGGUCACCCGCUGCAGGCGCUUACCACAAUCGUCGCCUCCGUCGACGUCUGGGUGCUGGCGUUGUCGUUCGACGGCAGCACACACCGCGGUACGCGCUUCAUGGAUAUCCGCGAGACCAUGAUCGUCAAGCUUCUCUAUGCUCUAUUCAUGGGAUGGAUUCGGAAGCUGAUCGGCGUCAUGAUGGAUGGGGAGAAGACGAACAUGGGGCACCGAUACGGCGUUCAGGUGCGCAUGGUGACGUACGCCCAGUUCAAAGUCGUCCAAGUGUGGUGCGCUCCACACCAGCUCGACCUGCAAGUUCACUUGUAUGUCGAUGAGAUCGACGGUGGCGCGUGGGUGAAGAAGACCUACGAGGUGACCGUGUACCUUCGCCGGUAG
Aphanomyces invadans is the source of this 441-nucleotide messenger RNA. RefSeq lists its product as hypothetical. NCBI's taxonomy places the organism in Eukaryota, Oomycota, Saprolegniomycetes, Saprolegniales, Verrucalvaceae. Bases 1 to 441 code for a protein of 146 amino acids. The record is from RefSeq and is a predicted model, not a curated record. The transcript has 3 exons.